Drosophila novamexicana is the source of this 1116-nucleotide messenger RNA. RefSeq names its product ketohexokinase. Gene Ontology annotation, biological process: fructose metabolic process. The coding region runs from base 93 to 1061 and encodes 322 amino acids. The transcript has a single exon. The record is from RefSeq and is a predicted model, not a curated record. Lineage: Eukaryota; Metazoa; Arthropoda; Insecta; Diptera; Drosophilidae. Gene Ontology annotation, molecular function: ketohexokinase activity.
UUGUCAUUUUACUUAUUUUUAUCUGAACAAAAUUAUGAGUCUGAAUAUAUAAUAGAAUAAACGGUAUACGAAAUAGUUUUAGCCAUUUUGAGAUGGACGAGCCGAAUCGAAAAUUAAGCUGGGCAGUCGGCAAGAAGACGGUUUUAUGUGUGGGAUACUCGGUGAUCGACUGCAUAUCGAUCGUUAGGCGAUUUCCAAGGAUCGAUGAGAUCGAGCGCAGCGUCAAGGGCUACUGGCAACGGGGCGGAAACGCGGCUAAUACUUGCACCGUUUUGCGGAAUCUGGGAGUGGACGUGGAAUUCUUUGGUGUGUUGAGCUCAGCGCCCAUGUUCAGCAUUAUGCUGCAUGAUAUGAAAGUGCGUGGCAUCAAAAUAGAUAAUUGUCCACGCUCCAAUCAGGAUCCGCCAUUCUCAUCGGUUAUAGUCAACAAGUCGUCAGGGACAUGCACCAUUGUCAACUGCAAUAACUCAUUUCCAUACCCAACUCUGGACGAUUUUAAGAUGCUCGAUCUAAGCAAGUACGGUUGGAUACAUUUUCGAGGCAAUAGACCCGAAAUCACCACUGAAAUGAUGCAGGCUGUGGAGGCCUAUAAUGCAACGCAAACGGAAAAAAUAGUCAUAUCUGUGGAUAUGGACGGAUCGUUUAAAGAGCACUGGCCGCUGGUUGACUACUGUGAAUACGCCUUCUUUUAUAGACAAUUGGCCGACCAACAGCAAUGGAAGUCGCCAAGGGAGGCCUGCAUCAGCAUCGACGAGCAUCUGGCCAUGCGAUUCGGCAUUAAUCUCAAGCGACCUUUAGUAGUUGUUCUAUGGAAUCUACAAAAUGUCGGCAUUAUGGACCACAAUAGCGAUUACCACCGUGCGACUGCCUACAGGCCCAAGAAAUUUGUCGACAGCCUUGGCGCAACGGAAGUGUUCGUUGGUGCCUUCAUCUAUGCCGUUUAUGUGCGCGAGCGUUCCCAUCAAAUCGCCGCCAACUUUGCCAAUCUGAUGGCCAGUUACAAAUGUAUUAAAUGCGGCUUCGAUCACAUUUCCGAUAUCUUGAUGGCACCUGUACUGUAAAUGUUGCAAUUGCAUUUUCCUAUUCGGGAAUGAAAAACUCCUUUGUGGUUAAGAA